Aspergillus eucalypticola CBS 122712 is the source of this 1585-nucleotide messenger RNA. RefSeq lists its product as uncharacterized. Lineage: Eukaryota; Fungi; Ascomycota; Eurotiomycetes; Eurotiales; Aspergillaceae. The transcript is spliced from 3 exons. The coding region runs from base 1 to 1341 and encodes 446 amino acids. The record is from RefSeq and is a predicted model, not a curated record.
AUGGUGGUUUUCAUAGACUUCGACGACGAUGCGCUUAGCCCGCAUCAUAUCUCGGGUCCCUCCAAUCCCUUCCUACAUCCCUACAUAGAACCCAAAAAGCCUGGGUUAUCCGAACUAUUACCUGUCAAACCGGACGAGCCGCAUCGUGCAGCGGAUGUAUCCGCGGACAGUGAUCGCUCCGCAGACCCGUUACACAGCAUUUCUCCCAUCUCUAAAGCGCCACAACAAAAUCCAAAUCGGAAUGCUUUCUCAGCUGCUCUGAGCUGCUAUCCGAUUAUCAAAGCAAUUGCUCGCUCGGUGGAUCUGAAUACUCUACACGCCCUUUCACGAACAUGUCGUCAAUUCCACGCCAACCUGUCUCCCUAUCGCCCGCAGCUGGUUAAGCAGACCUUGCGUUGUGAGAAUGAGUAUAUCGAAACACUAUCGGACAUGUUGAACAGCGGAGCUUGCAUUCCCGACAGCGUCAAGUCGGUUAUGCGUUUGCUCAGCCAGAAUGCCAGAAGUUCCGGACGCCUGACCAGUGGCAAAAUCUCUAAAUGCGCCCGAGAUAUGGUGGCCGAAUGCCGUCGAUGUUCCAAGGUUGUGUGCCGGAAUUGCGUUAUCAAGCCUCCAUCCAGCCACAUGCUCAAACACCGCAUUCGUCGUCUCUGCACCACUUGUCGUACGGCCCCUCUGAAUGAGCUUAUCGAGCAACCCUACGAACAUGCUCAUCCACAGAAAAUCUACACACAUGCGCCUUCACACCCUCCUCAGUCCAUAAUCUCGGCAUUCCAACGUACGCCUUGCUCCUGCGAUGAUGCUAUAUGGCUUUGUCAUCAAUGCGGACACCAAGUACGCAGCAGCGAUACCACCUACCGACGGGUAUGGACAUGGCGCACUCGUUAUAGUACCUAUCUUGGUGGCCUCGGCACUGGGAUUGGAGAAGGCUGCCAAGGCGUCAAGUGCGGUAGAGGAGAGGAUUGCCUUGCAGCCCAAGAAAUUGAGCUAGAAGUAGAAUGCGAAGCGGACGAAGCCUCAGGGAGCCCCCCUGACUAUGGUCGCUACUAUGAACAUCGCCACAGCCAGAGUCCUCCACGACACCACAAUCACGCCCAUGACGGCUGGGAGCAUCGUGAGGAAGAAGAACCGGGCUACUUUCGACAGGAGAUUAUCGGCAUCGGAGGCCGCGUCAAACACAAGGCGAAAAAACGAGUCACGGUGGGUGCUUGCGUAGUAGAGCAUGAAGAUGAGCGUGAAACAGGCGAGUAUCUUACUAGAGAGGAGCGGGGACAGCAUAGAAGCUGGUGCGGAUGGUGUUGGAGAGUCAUUCCGGCCAGGGAUGAGCUGUGGGGUGUUAAAUGACUUUACGAACGUUAGAUAGAUGAAGUAAUUGCCAAGGGCUUAUGUAGCGAACUUGCCUGGUAGGCGAAGACAGGAUGUGAACGCGACUUGGUAUCCUGGAUAUUUCAAAGUUUUCUGGCUGAGAUUCAGUCUCAUCUAGCGAGAUAACAGCAGGUAAUUUGAUGGCUUGAUCAUUAUGUCUAGCAGCAGUCAACAGUGGAUAUUUCCUAGAAUCAUGAAUAUCAGCAUCUCCCAGAUUAUUCUG